Molecule: messenger RNA, 2654 nt
Organism: Schistosoma turkestanicum
Lineage: Eukaryota; Metazoa; Platyhelminthes; Trematoda; Strigeidida; Schistosomatidae
Source: the annotation of a GenBank genome assembly
CAAGAUUAUGCUACUUUCAAGUUAGUCGCUACGUCAUGCUGUAGUAUUUAUGGGGAAGAAAAAUAGAAAUAAGAGAGAACUUCGCCAGACGUCAGUCAACGUUGGUAAUUUUGAAAUUUUAAAUCUCACUGGCUCAGCAAACAAGGUGGAUUUGCGUAACAAUGUGAAAGAAAAUGUCCCGAUUAAGGGUCUUCAUAAUCUAGGAAAUACGUGUUAUCUUAAUGCUGCCCUACAAUGUCUUGCAAGGAGUCCAUGGCUUUUGGAUCUGUUAAUUGAUGAUGAACCCAGAGAAUCUACUCUAACUAAACCUGAUGGGGACUCAGUAUCUACAUUAUGUAUUUCCCUGCCACCAAUGAAAUGUACCCUAACAACUCAAUUUAAAGAACUUAUAUGUAACAUGAAGCCCACUGAAGCAUCAAGUACCAAGAUUAACUCUUCCAACUCAAUAAGUCCUGGGGUUUGUUGUGUUAACUGGUUCUAGAAUUCUCAUCUUUUUAGAUGUUUAGAAACGUGUUUGUUGAACGUUGUCCGCGAUUUGGUGGGUUUAGGCAACAUGAUAGCCACGAGUUGAUUCGUUCUUUACUGGACUGUUUAAAACAAGAAGAACUUACACGCUGGAAGAAGGGUAUUUUACUCAAACUCAAUGUUAACCCAAAAGAUGUUCGUGAUGAUGAGAAAGAAUCUAUUCGUAAUUGGGGCAAAGCAGCUUCUAUAGCCACAGCUAUAGAUCGACUUUUCGGUGGAAUUUUAAUCAGUACAAUCGAGUGUUGUUGUUGUGGUACUAUUCGUCCUAGAUUUGAACCAUUUUUGGACUUAUCUCUAUCGGUUUCUGAAACUAGUGUUUCAAAAUGUAAUCAUAGUGAAUCUAUGCCUGAACGAAAUUCUAAAGGUGCCUACAGUGCUAAACAACUUCGUAAAAAAGAACGUAAACGUAAAACUCCUAAACAACGAAAACAUCAAUCUUUCCUACGUGAUGAUGUUGAGCACCAAUCCGAUCAAGAUUGUUCCGAUUCAGACAGGCAUAAAUCACAACAUCAUAACAAUCUACCCGUGGAUUCGUUUAUUGCAAAAUGUUGCGCUGAUGUAACAUCAUCCCCGAGCAUUGAUGAUGAUGAUGAUGAUGAUGACAGUAAACACCAGGAGAAUGUAAUGAAUGGUGAUGUCGACGUAGAGCAGGAGGAGGAGGAGGAGGAGGCGCAUCAACAUGACGGUAGUCAUGGUGAUCAUGAUGGUGAUGGUGAUGAUGAUGACGUGGACUGUUGUGAAAACAAUGUCAUCAAUCUAAAUGGAUCAUCUGCACAUUCAAGUGAAACAUUAAAUCAAGAUUAUCGUGAUGAGGUCGCAUCAUCGGAUGGAAAUUGUGCAGAUACAGAAGAGGGCAGUGAUCUAUGCGAUAGUGUCACAUCAUCACCAUCCCACAGAUUAAUUUCAAAUCAUUCUAACGACCAUUUAAACGAAGAACAAUCAGGUGUAGUACAAACAACUUGUGAUUUGUUGGAAAAAUUACAUUUGAAUUCUGUCACACCCUCUCCAUCAUUUUCAUGUCAUACCAGUGAAUUAACUCAAGCUAUUCAUUAUGCAAGAAUUCCACUUAAUGAAAUGAAAAAUUCUAAUUCUAUUUUGACAAAAUCAAUUGGUAUAAAAAAAAACAAAGAACAAGUUAUUUCUAUUUAUGAAUGCCUGUCAAAAUAUACUUCCACUGAAUUAUUAACUGGCUCAAAUCGUUUAAUUUGUGAUAUAUGCACAAAACGUAAUGUGUUGGAGAAUUCAUUGAAUUCGUCCAUACAUGAACAACCGAUGACAAAUAAUCAAUCGAUAUCUAAUAGGCAAUGCAUAUUUCAAGAUGUGAUUAAACGUGAUUUAAUUUAUAAACCACCAGCAAUAUUAAUGAUACAUUUGAAACGAUUUCAACAGAUUGGUGUACAAUUGAGAAAAUCACAAAAAUCUAUAAAAUUCCCUAUUGAUUUGGAUAUUACACCAUUUUGUUCUGGUCUUGCAUUGACUAAUUCCAAUCGAAUACAUUAUCAUUUAUAUGGUGUGAUUGAACAUACUGGACAUUUAAAUUCUGGUCAUUAUGUGGCUUAUGUAAAUGUGCCCAAAUCUAGCGUAUCGAAUGAUCAAUUGACUGUACAAAAAAUACAAUUAUUUAUUGGUUCAUUGCACCAGUCACCGAAAUGGCCAUUAUCGAUUAAUGAUUUAAUACAACGUUUUCGUCGUUGUGAUCAUUAUCAACAAUUAUUAUUACCCUCCUCCUUAUCAUCGUCAUCGAUUACCAAUCAUCAUGAUGUGGAUAACAUGAAUAAGAAUAGUGACGUGAAUAAUAAUCAUUCCACUGGUUGUAACAGUGAUGAUGGUGAUGCUGACGAUGACGAUGAUGAGGACGUGAAUGUGGACGAGAAUGACGCCUAUCAAUGGUUCUAUUGCUCGGAUAGUCAUGUUACACGUGUAUCACAAUCUACUGUGUUAAAUUGUCAAGCGUACAUUUUAUUCUAUGAACGUAUUGAAUGAGCAAAAAAAACAUUGAUUUUCACAUUGUAUUAUUUUUUACAUAUCUUGAUGAAUAGUGUACGUAUGUAAUGUAUAUUUUCACUCGGGGGAGGGCAGGGUUGUUUUUUGCUAUGCCUUCCCCGACGUAUUUUAUUGUCUCUCUCUCU